Molecule: messenger RNA, 2451 nt
Organism: Drosophila eugracilis
Lineage: Eukaryota; Metazoa; Arthropoda; Insecta; Diptera; Drosophilidae
Gene: Mccc1
Product: methylcrotonoyl-CoA carboxylase subunit alpha, mitochondrial
Exons: 7
Coding region: 214-2316 (700 amino acids)
Cellular component (GO): mitochondrion
Molecular function (GO): ATP binding; methylcrotonoyl-CoA carboxylase activity; metal ion binding
Source: RefSeq, a predicted model, not a curated record
AAUUACGUUUAAAGUAUUAUAAAACAUUCCAUCAGACUAAGCUAAUUAUUUAGUUAGUAAUUGCUAAAGAUAUUUUUAAAUCGAGCCGAGCGAAUACGCAUCUCUAAUACGCGAAUUGCCUGUUUCGUCCAGUGAUAACAGACGAUCGCUCCCGUACUGUAUCGUAUUGUCGUAUUGUAAUAUUAUAGUUCUUUGCAUUUACACUAAGUCAGUAUGUAUUCAAGACUGCUGCGUGUCGUAGGUAAAAAUGCAAGGUGUUUCGCCACAGAAUCAGGUCCAAAAGUUGCCCAAAGACCCAUAAACAAGAUUUUGAUAUCGAACCGUGGCGAGAUCGCCUGCCGAGUGAUUCGAACCGCUCGUAAACUGGGAGUUCGCACCGUGGCCGUAUUCUCAGAUCCGGACGAAAAGAGUCUUCACACACAGCUGGCGGAUGAGUCGUAUCAUGUUGGAGAGGCCGCCUCCUCCGCUUCCUAUCUUCGAGGCGAACAUAUUCUGGACAUAGCCAAGCGAUCGGGCGCCCAGGCUAUCCAUCCGGGAUACGGCUUCCUUUCCGAAUCCGUAGAGUUUGCCGAGUUGUGCCAACGCGAGGGCAUCAUUUUUAUGGGUCCGCCCAGUUCUGCUAUCCGGGAUAUGGGAAUCAAGAGCACCAGCAAGGCUAUCAUGGCUGCUGCCGGUGUGCCUAUCAUCAAUGGGUACCACGGCGAAGAUCAGUCAGAUGAGUGUUUGCAGCGAGAGGCCCAGGUAAUCGGCUUUCCCCUGAUGAUAAAAGCAGUACGUGGCGGCGGAGGAAAGGGUAUGAGGAUCGCCGAGAAGUCGGAGGACUUUCUGACUGCCCUAAACUCGGCGCGCACCGAGUCCCAAAAGUCCUUUGGCGAUAGCUCCGUACUGCUAGAACGGUAUGUGCGGUCACCUCGCCACGUUGAGGUGCAAGUUUUUGCGGAUCAGUACGGUGAUGCUGUCUACCUUUGGGAACGUGACUGUUCCGUGCAGCGACGUCACCAAAAGAUCAUUGAGGAGGCACCAGCUCCCGGCUUGUCGGAAGCCCUGCGUCGUGAACUGGGCGAAGCCGCAGUGCGCGCUGCGAAGGCUGUGGGCUACGUUGGAGCUGGCACAGUGGAAUUCAUUUUAGAUAAGGAGGAUCUUACUUUCCACUUCAUGGAGAUGAACACGCGCCUGCAGGUGGAGCAUCCUAUUUCAGAAAUGAUCACUGGUACGGAUUUGGUGGAAUGGCAGAUUCGCAUUGCCGCCGGGGAGCCCUUACCGCUAAAACAAUCUGAGAUUACUAGGCACGGCCACGCCUUCGAAGCCCGCAUCUAUGCCGAAAAUCCUCGAGGUGGCUUUCUGCCCGGGGCAGGACCUCUGAGCUAUUUGUCCACUCCCCAGCCAUCUAUCAAUGUACGAGUCGAGACCGGUGUCCGCGAAGGGGAUGAGGUAUCCGUGCAUUACGAUCCCAUGAUUGCCAAGCUGGUCGUUUGGGGGGAAAACCGAGCACAGGCUCUUAACUCCUUGGUUGCUCGUCUGGGAGAGUAUCAUAUAUCCGGUCUGGACACAAACAUCAACUUUCUUAUCGAUCUAGCCUCGCAUCCAGAAUUCCAGCUGGCCAACGUGCACACUGGCUUUAUCGAUGAGCACUUUGAGACUCUGUUUCCGCCAAUUGUUAUCAGUCCUCAGCAAGUGAGUCAAGCUGCAUUGGCGCUGGUUUUAAAUGAGUUGCAGGCAACCAUUAGCAAUGGCAACAAAGGACAGGAUUCAUUUACCUUAAUGCCUAACGCUCGUCUUAAUUACUCCCUAAUCCGCACCUACAACUUAAAAGCCAAUGAGAAGGUUUACUCUGUGGCUGUCAAGUUCGAUGGCCAAGAUGUGCAAAUUCAGGUGGAUAAUGGUGACUGGCAGGAGCUGAAAGCCGAAAGAGUCGAGGAUGGCGGCCGUCUGAAAAUCCGGGCCAAUAUCAACAGUAAUAUCACCACCUAUAAUGCUAAUAUAGAUGGACCCAUUGUCUGUUUGUUCUUGGAGAGUGGGAAACAAGAAUUUGAAUUGGUGCAACCCAAAUUCUUGAAUGCUCAGGCUGAACACCUGGGCGGAGGAGGCUCCCGCAUAGUGGCACCCAUGCCUGGUGUUCUCGAGAAGGUGCUGGUGAAAGCAGGAGACCAGGUCAAGAAGGGCGAUAGCUUGGCCGUGCUUAUUGCAAUGAAAAUGGAGCACAUACUGAAAGCUCCCAAGGAUGCAAUUAUAAAGUCAAUCGGUGGAGUCGAGGGUGACAACGUGGCCAAGGGUUCCGCCAUAAUUACAUUCGUCGACGAGGAUGUGGCCAAGUAAAAGGAUUAAAUCCAAAACUACGUACCAUGGAUUUUGUUGCAUUUAUAUACAAGUUAAUAUUCUUAAUACUUUAGAGAUCAGCAUUCGCUUCAGGAAUGAUCAAGUGCAUUUAUUAGAGUUACGCGUAAACCUGUC